This is a messenger RNA of Daphnia carinata, 2260 nucleotides long. RefSeq names its product polyadenylate-binding protein 4-like (gene pAbp). Gene Ontology annotation, cellular component: ribonucleoprotein complex. The coding region runs from base 290 to 2239 and encodes 649 amino acids. Lineage: Eukaryota; Metazoa; Arthropoda; Branchiopoda; Diplostraca; Daphniidae. The record is from RefSeq and is a predicted model, not a curated record. The transcript is spliced from 8 exons. Gene Ontology annotation, molecular function: RNA binding.
UGGCACCAUUGCUUCACUCUCUGGGCGACGUCAGUGAGAGAGGGUGGUCUUUUCUUCGUUCGUUUUCUUCAAGUAAAUGCAAAAAAUCACAAAAAAAUUGUAAUUUUGCCAAAAACCCCCCAAAAAAAAAGAAAAUAAGAAUACUAACUUGUAAGUCAAGUUAGAAAAAAAAAAUCCUCUAAAGGCGAACACUGUGCUCUUAUUCCAUCACAAUCUGUUUCUCGGCCAUUUAUCUUCAGAUCAAUUUAUAUCCUUUGCCAUCUUGAUAACUUGACAACUUUCUGAAAAAAUGAACAACACUGCUGGAGCUAAUUACCCCAUCGCCUCUCUAUAUGUUGGUGAUCUUCACAAUGAGGUCACUGAAGCCAUGCUCUUCGAAAAGUUUUCCACUGCUGGACCUGUGGUUUCCAUUCGUGUCUGCAGAGACAUGAUCACCCGUCGCUCACUUGGCUAUGCCUAUGUAAACUUCCAGCAACCAGCUGAUGCUGAAAGGGCAUUGGACAGUAUGAACUUUGAUGUCCUUCGAGGUAGACCAAUCAGAAUCAUGUGGUCCCAGCGUGAUCCAUCUCUCCGCAGAUCUGGUGUUGGCAACAUCUUCAUUAAGAACCUUGACAAGACCAUUGACAACAAAGCCAUGUACGAUACAUUCUCUGCAUUUGGCAACAUUUUGAGCUGCAAAGUAGCCCAGGAUGAGGCAGGUAACUCAAAGGGCUAUGGAUUCGUCCACUUCGAAACUGAAGAAGCUGCUGUGAAUGCCAUCACAAAGGUCAAUGGCAUGUUGCUCAAUGGAAAGAAGGUCUUCGUUGGCCGCUUUAUCCCUCGUAAAGAUCGCGAGCGUGAGUUGGGAGAGAAGGCUAAAUACUUCACUAACGUCUACAUCAAAAACUUUGGUGAUGAAUUUGACGAUGAGAAACUAUUUGAAUGCUUUUCCAAGUAUGGAAAAGUUACUUCACAUAAGGUCAUGUCAAGUGACGAUGGAAAAUCUCGCGGAUUUGGAUUUGUGUGCUAUGAAGACCCUGACGCAGCUGAAAGAGCUUGCGAUGAUAUGCACGCCAAGGAGUUGAACGGAAAAACUCUUUUCGUUGGACGGGCCCAAAAGCGCAAUGAGCGUCAAACAGAGCUCCGUCGCAAGUUUGAACAAAUGAAAAUCGAGCGCCUUAACCGUUAUCAAGGCGUCAACUUGUACGUCAAGAACUUGGAUGACACAAUCGAUGACGAACGCCUUCGCAAGGAAUUCGCUCCAUACGGAACCAUCACCUCGGCCAAGGUCAUGACUGAAGGUGGUCGCAACAAGGGAGGAUUCCAAACAUCUCUCGGUUUUGGUUUCGUUUGCUUCUCUUCCCCCGAAGAGGCAACGAAAGCCGUUACCGAGAUGAACGGCCGUAUCCUCGUUUCCAAGCCUUUAUACGUGGCACUGGCUCAGAGGAAGGAAGACCGCAAGGCUCAGCUUGCUUCACAGUACAUGCAGCGAAUGGCCGGCAUGCGCAUGCAGCAAAUGGGUCAGAUGUUCCAACCGGGCGGUCCGGGUUACUUUAUGCCUGCUCCGAUUCAGCCGCAACGUUUCUACACUCCAGCUCAGAUGGCACAAUUCCGUGCCACUCCACGCUGGUCGGCUCAGCCUCAGGUUCGCCCGGCAGCCCAGCUCAACCAACAAGGUGCCGGAUAUCCCGUGUCGGCACAGUACCGCGGCGGAGUGCCCCCGCGCGGUCAGCCACCCGUCGUCCGCUCGAUGCAAUCGGCUCGUCCCAUCACGGGCCAGCAGCCCAUGGUGCCCCAGGGAAUGCCUGGUCGUUCGCUCGGAAUGCCCUCUGGCGGACCUGUCAUGCCUCAACCACGCCCCGGAUUCAAGUUCACUCCGGCUAUGCGCAACCCGCCCAGCCAAGGCUCACUUCCUUCAAACGCCAUGGGUGGAUCGGCUGCCGGUGGAAUGCAGCAAGCCCUUGUCGUCCAAGGCCAGGAACCGUUGACGGCCUCUAUGCUGGCCUCGGCUGCUCCCCAGGAUCAGAAGCAAAUGUUGGGAGAACGUUUGUUCCCUCUCAUUCAACGCAUGUAUCCAGAUAUGGCUGGAAAGAUCACCGGCAUGUUGCUGGAGAUCGACAAUUCGGAGUUGUUGCACAUGUUGGAACACAACGAAUCACUCAAAGCCAAGGUGGAUGAAGCUGUCGCCGUACUCCAGGCUCACCAAGCUAAGCAAGUGGCUGCUGCUGUUGCAUCAGUUGUUCAACCAAAGGAGGAAUAAAAAAAAGAAAUAAAAGAAAAA